CAUCUCCUACCUACUCAUAUGUAGUCAAUCACCAUGGGACAAGUGCUGUCAUGCUGCGUCCGUCUACGAAGCGAAAAGCCUCCCUCGAAACCUCCCCAGCAGCCACCUGAGUCAACUUUAAACUGGCACCAAUCAUCUGCUGGCAUUUCAUCACGACCCGUUGAUACAUUGGAAAACUUCUUCAUCAUUCUUACGGACAGUGGCGCCCCGGUAAACCGUGAACAUUGGACUGCUUCAGCGGCACUCAAGAUCAAUUUCAAACCUUCUUUGACAGAUCCCGUUCCAUAUUUGCGGCGGGCUUGGCUGCUCACUGGUCGGCUUCACCCGACUUUUACUGCUUCAGUUGUCAAACAGUCCAAUGAUGGGUCGACGGGACAAGAAUCAUUACCGGCAAAACCUUUACUUACGAUACAGCCUUUUGAUGCAGAUGCUUGGGUAUCCAAGACUUUUCUAAUAGCAUCAGAAGCGUCUGCAAGUGCCGUGUUUGGCGGCAUGCUCAGCAAUGGCAUUCCCACUUGUCACUGGCUGCCUGCAAGUCAGGAGAUUCUCAUCCGCUCGGCUCACUGGCGUAUUGAUGGCAUGGGUCUUCUCAUGUUCGUCCAUAGUUUCUUGUCUUCCUUGGCUUCUGUUUUGAGACAUGGCCUGGACUGUGACCUGGAUUCAUACGAUGGGCUCGUUGGCAGCGGCCUACUUACUAGAAGCUUGGACGACGUCGCCGAUGCGUAUCUUGAUGAAGAUUCCACGCCAGAAAAUGUAAAGGCGGCUGCAGAUGGGCUCGUUGGCGAAUUCGUUCAGGGCGUCCCCAGCAUCGGAUUGCCCACGCUUCCAGAUUCAGAAACGGCUCCCCCAGGAGAUACGGCGCGCGAGGCUCUGCGGAUCGAUGCGCCUACAACUGCUGCCAUCGUCGCGGCAUGUCGAGCUCGCAAGAUCAGCGUCAACAGCGCCGUCCAUGCAGCCGUCAUUCGCGCCACGGCUACAUACCCUCAGCAUCCACUCGCCAAACAUUUCGCCGCCUUCUUCCCAGUUGAUAUGCGCAGGCACCUGCCCAAGCCAUACGAUGGGCCUGAUUACGCCGUGGGCGCCUUCUCUUCGGGCCUCCCCAUCUGCAUUCACGAUGUGCGCGGCGGAAACGAUACCAGAGGCAGCGGGCCCAAAAGCUUUGAAGAGAUUGUCCAGCAGCUGGCAAUGGUGUACGCAACCGAUCUUUCGCGCUUCACAACCGACGAUGAAGGCAAUCCCGUCAGCAUGACCAAAGUGGUUGCGCCCUACGUGCGGCGCACGACGAAGCUUUUCUCAGCACCGCACCCGCCCGGGCUGCCGCAGAUUCAAAAUCCGGACGUGAGCAGCAUCGGCAAGGUAGAGGCGUAUAUGCAGCGCUCGUACGGCGAUGAGAAGGAAGGCUUCGAGGUGGCAGAUAUUUGGCUUGGUACGCAGAUAUUGUCGCGGUCGGUGCAGUGCCAUGUCUGGGGCUUUAGGGACGAGUUGAAUAUUGCGGGGUGCUUUAAUGUGAGCUUUUAUGAGGUCAACUUUGUGAGGGAAUUUUUGGAAAAGGUUGAGUCUGAGUUGUUGGCUGGAUUGGGCAUUGAACGGGUGAAGACGCUGUCGAAUUAGAUCAACGAAAACUCAUGUUCAAGUAUACGCUUCUUGCAAAUCGCUGGUUGGUUUCACACCAAUAUCAACGUUACCUCUGUUAUCGUG
This is a messenger RNA of Trichoderma atroviride IMI 206040, 1698 nucleotides long. RefSeq lists its product as uncharacterized. The record is from RefSeq and is a predicted model, not a curated record. Lineage: Eukaryota; Fungi; Ascomycota; Sordariomycetes; Hypocreales; Hypocreaceae.